AUGAGGGGCGUUACUGACAAAGGCAUAGCUGAGUACGGUAACAUCAUUUAUGGCAGAAAUCUCACACUCGCUCAGGAACAGGAGAAAAUCGCUGCUUGGGCAAAAAAGUAUAAUCGCACAGAGCAGGUGAAGAAAUUCAGAGCCGAAAAGGAUGCAAGCUUCAAACAGCUCGAGCAGCGGAUCAUCAAAGUGUUCGAAUCUUUACCAGCCACCUUCCAAGAGUACCUGAAAAUCCUGAAAAGUGCAGACAAAACCGUGGCUGAGAUAAAGAAAGAAGUGAGAAGCCUAUACCGCAAGAAUAAAAAGGUGUUCUCGGCGAUGGAUAGAGCUCUAGCCAGUUUCAAUGACUGGCCUCGCAAUCGCUUCCUACCUUACCGGGGCCAGUGCAUUCGCAUUCGACCUCAGCUUGUUCAUCGUGUCCACCAUAGCAAGCUGCCCUUGACAGCUCGCAAUGGAAAGACCAAGACUUCGGGUUCGAAGAGACACUGA
Messenger RNA from Cooperia oncophora, 489 nucleotides. NCBI's taxonomy places the organism in Eukaryota, Metazoa, Nematoda, Chromadorea, Rhabditida, Trichostrongylidae. The record is from the annotation of a GenBank genome assembly.